This is a messenger RNA of Labrus bergylta (ballan wrasse), 6200 nucleotides long. It is a transcript of the gene kdm5c, whose product is annotated as lysine demethylase 5C. Gene Ontology annotation, biological process: regulation of DNA-templated transcription; chromatin remodeling. NCBI's taxonomy places the organism in Eukaryota, Metazoa, Chordata, Actinopteri, Labriformes, Labridae. Gene Ontology annotation, molecular function: DNA binding; histone H3K4me/H3K4me2/H3K4me3 demethylase activity. The record is from RefSeq and is a predicted model, not a curated record. Gene Ontology annotation, cellular component: chromatin; nucleus.
AUGGCGUCUCGUCAAGAAAGAUAGGAUGGCCUGAAGAAGAGUGAUGAUGAUAGUGGUCGGAAAAAUGAUCGAUAAACGACAUAAUUGAUAAAGUUUAAGACUCUCGUUUUGCUGUUAAACGAACCUCUGCCAUCACUGCGUUGAACCAUAACGGAGUGUAUGGAUACCUGAGGCUGAGGAAAAACGGGGUCGGCUAGCAACGGUAGCAAGGCCAACUGGACCGAACAGUUUUGGCCAAACGUUAAGCUAACCGCCAGUCAUCACAACAACAGAGGAAGGAGAGAGCGGCCACUUGCCCCACUCAUACCCCGGGACAUCGAGGUGUCUUCGGGCAAUGGAAGGGGAAGACUUUGUGCCUCCUCCGGAGUGUCCAGUUUUUGAGCCAUCAUGGGAGGAGUUUCUGGAUCCCCUGGGCUACAUCGCCAAGAUACGGCCAAUUGCAGAGAAGUCUGGAAUCUGCAAGAUUCGACCUCCACAAGACUGGCAGCCACCGUUUUCAGUGGAGCUGGAUACUUUCCGCUUCACACCUCGUAUCCAGAGGCUCAAUGAGUUGGAGGCGGAGACCAGAGUGAAGCUGAAUUAUUUGGACCGCAUUGCCAGGUUUUGGGAGAUCCAGGCUUCUUCCUUGAAAAUUCCACAUAUUGAACGUCGCAUCCUUGAUCUGUACAGCCUGUCUAAGAUUGUGACCGAUGAAGGAGGUUUUGAGAUGGUUUGUAAGGAACGGCGCUGGGCUCGUGUUGCCCAAAGGCUUGGCUACCCUCCAGGCAAGAACAUUGGCUCUCUGCUGCGCUCGCACUACGAGAGGAUCGUCUACCCCUUUGAAAUGUUCCAGUCUGGUGCCAGCAUGCCGCAUUGUAAGCCAAAGCACUAUGAUGGUGAGGAUGUGGAUAAAGAGUACAAGCCACACUCCAUCCCCCUGCGACAGUCUGUGCAGCCAUCCAAAAUGAGCAGUUACGGACGCAGAGCGAACCGCUGCCAGCCUGAUGGUCCAGAGGAUCUGGCCCCCCAUCCUCUCACCACUGGCUCUGAACUCAUCUCUGCGCCUGAACCUACAGAGGAGGACAUAGAGAAGAACCCAGAGCUGAAGAAGCUACAGAUCUAUGGUGCAGGGCCGAAGAUGAUGGGACUUGGACUGGUGGCACGAGACAAAGGCCUCAGGAAGAAAGAUGAGCUUCCUCAAACUGUUACCAUCAAGGAGGAUUUGUCUCCUGCUCCUGCUGAUACCUCGGUCAAAGCAGAGCCUCUGGAGGCUCCAGAGAAGAAGAGUGAAGGAAGCACAUCAAGCCCCGAGCCGCCUCCCCCCAGCCUCACAGUGAAAACAGAAGUGAAAAAAGAAGAAGCGGAGGAAGAGAAUGGGAAAGAGAAACAUGAGGAAGAUGAUAAAGAUGGACCUUUUACCAAAAUGACCAUGAGGCUUAGACGCAACCUCAACAACCCACAGUGUGUGGAUUCUUUUGUGUGUCGGAUGUGCGGCCGGGGAGAUGAUGAUGAGAAACUCUUGUUAUGUGAUGGCUGUGAUGAUAACUACCACACAUACUGUCUACUGCCCCCGCUUACUGAUCCUCCCAAAGGCAAUUGGAGAUGUCCAAAGUGUGUGGCAGAGGAGGUCAAGAAACCCUCAGAAGCGUUUGGCUUUGAGCAGGCCACACGAGAAUACAGCCUGCAGAGUUUUGGGGAAAUGGCGGACGCCUUCAAAGCAGAUUACUUCAACAUGCCUGUCCAUAUGGUUCCCACUGAGCUUGUGGAGAGAGAGUUCUGGAGGUUAGUGAGUAGUAUCGAGGAAGACGUGACUGUUGAAUAUGGAGCCGACAUUCACUCAAAAGAGUUUGGCAGCGGCUUCCCGAUGGACAAUGGCAAGAGGAAGCUCACAACGGAAGAGGAGGAAUAUGCCCGCAGUGGCUGGAACUUGAACGUGAUGCCCGUGUUGGAGCAGUCUCUCCUGUGCCACAUUAAUGGAGACAUCUCUGGGAUGAAGGUGCCGUGGCUUUAUGUGGGCAUGGUGUUCUCAGCGUUCUGCUGGCACAUCGAGGAUCACUGGAGCUACUCCAUCAACUACCUCCACUGGGGAGAACCCAAGACUUGGUAUGGCGUUCCUUCUGUGGCCGCCGAGCGUCUUGAGGGGGUGAUGAAGAAGCUGACACCGGAGCUGUUUGAGUGUCAACCUGACCUGCUGCACCAGCUGGUCACCAUCAUGAACCCCAAUAUCCUCAUGUCUCACGGAGUACCGGUUGUGAGAACCAACCAGUGUGCUGGUGAGUUCGUCAUCACCUUCCCCAGAGCUUAUCACAGUGGCUUCAAUCAGGGAUAUAAUUUUGCUGAAGCUGUUAACUUCUGCACUGCGGACUGGCUGCCUGCUGGACGCUCCUGCAUCGAGCACUACCGUCGUCUAAGGAGGUAUUGUGUGUUCUCCCACGAGGAACUCACCUGUAAAAUGGCCGCAAGCCCGGAGAAACUGGACCUCAACCUGGCUGCAGCUACACACCGGGAAAUGUUUAUCAUAGUUCAAGAGGAGAGGAAGCUGCGGAAGGGUUUAAUGGAGAGGGGCAUUACUGAAGCAGAGCGUGAAGCUUUUGAGCUGCUUCCUGAUGAUGAGAGACAGUGUGAUAAAUGCAAGACAACAUGCUUCCUCUCUGCUCUGGCCUGCUUAAACUGUCCCGAGCGACUUGUGUGUCUCUACCACACUCAGGAUCUGUGCAACUGCCCCACUGAGAAACUCUACCUCAGGUACAGAUAUACCCUGGACGAGUUGUUAGCCAUGUUACACCGAUUAAAGGUCCGAUCUGAGUCCUUUGAUUCCUGGGCUAACAGAGUAAAAGAGGCUCUUGAGCAGGAAGAAGGAAAUAAAAUAGGAAUUGAUGAUCUGGAGAUGCUGAAGAAGGAAGCAGUAGAAAGAAAGUUUCCAGACAACGAACUCCUGCGAAAACUCAACACUGUUGUUAAAGACAUCGAACGAUGUCAGCAGACGAGUUCUGAACUCCUCAGUAACUCAAAGAGCAGUGAAAGUAAGAUGACGUUGGCAGAGCUCAAAUCUUUAGUAGAGACGAUGCAAAACCUGCCCUGUGUGAUCGACCAGUUGGAGGGAGUACAGGCGGUUCUGCAGACCGUGGAGGAAUUCCAGAGUCGAGCUCAAGCGCUGGUCAGUGACAGAGACUGGAGGAGGGAGUCUCCACCAGCUGAGCAGUUGCAGACUCUGUUGGAGCAGGGGGCCAAGCUGCCUGUUGUGGUGCCGGAGUGUGAUUUACUCCGGGGCCUAAAGGAGCAGGGCCAUUGGCUGGAAGAGGUGAGGCGAACACUGGGCACUGAAGGAGGGGAGAGGCAGGAGGUGACGUUGGAGGUGCUGAGGAAUCUGAUGGAAGCAGGCUGUAACGUACCUCAGAGUGUUUCUGUGGAGACCGCCAUGGCAGAGCUGCAGGAGCUGCUCACGAUCGCAGAACGAUGGGAGGAGAAAGCACAGAUCUGCCUCGAACAAAGGCAAAAGCACCCUCUCUCCACGCUGGAGGCCAUAGUAAAUGAGGCCCAGCUUAUUCCAGUCAAGCUGCCCAACAUUCAGGCUCUGCAGGGUUGUCUCACUCGAGCACGAGCCUGGGUGACAGACCUAGAGGAAAUCCAGAAUGGGGAGCAUUACCCAUGCCUGGAUGACCUGGAGGGCCUGGUGGCUAUUGGACGGGACUUGCCCGUUUUCAUGCAAGAGCUGAGACAGCUGGAGCUGCAGGUAGCCAGCGCUCACUCCUGGAGGGACAAGGCCACUAAGACCUUCCUGAAGAAGAGCAGUCCACACAGUCUGCUAGAGGUAUUAUGUCCGUGUGCAAAAAGGAGAGAGAGGCAAGGUGAGACGCAGCAGUUGGAUGAUCCUUUAGAUGAUUCUGAUACCAACACUUUGGGCCUCUCUGCUCACGACCUGAGGGACCCUGCAGCUAUUGUGAUGGCGUUCAAAGAAGGGGAGCACCAGGAGAAAGAGACACUACUGAGGUUACAGCAAUCCAACAUGUGUAAAUCUGGAUUUAAAACCGCAACUCGCAACGAGGACAAGGAGAACGGGAGGUGGGACGACGCCAUGGAGACGGACACAUCCAGCCAAUCAGAGAACUCUGUAAAAGAGAACGGUAACAGUAACCACACCUGCACCAACCCUUCUCAGUCGGUGUGUGUUUGUGGAGGUCAGCCUCGUGCUCCUCAGCUGCGCUGCCAUCUGUGUAAGGACUGGUUCCAUGGCGGCUGCGUUCCUUUCCCCUCCCUGCUCCCCACCUCCGGACCACCAGUGAACCCCCUCUGCUGGUGGGACUGGGACUCACGUUUCUUGUGUCCGCAAUGCCAGCGGUCGCGGCGUCCACGCCUGGAGACGAUCCUGGCGUUGCUCGUGGCUCUGCAGAGGCUACCAGUGCGUCUGCCUGAAGGAGAAGCACUGCAGUGUCUCACAGAGAGGGCCAUCACCUGGCAGGGCCGAGCCAAGGAGGCACUGGAGACACCUGAGCUGCAGGAGGCACUCGAGAGGCUGCAAGAACUCAAAGAAACUCUCCACUGUGACACAGAGAAAGGGGAGGAGGAAGAUUUGGAAAAGGGGACAGAAGGGAGUUCAGUGAUUGUUUUAUCGGACUCCGAUGGAGGGGAAGGAGAGGAAGGAGUCAUUGAUCUGACUGAGGAGUCACCUAAGAAGAAGACCAAGGAAACCAAUGGCACUCAGGUUGGCUGUAAAAAUGGCAUCAGCAAAAAGUCAAAUGUUACAGGUGUGGGGUCUCUGAUGCCCCUGCUGCCUCAGCUCAAAGGCCAGGUAGUGGAGCUUGUACCAGCCACCAGGGUCAAACUGGAGGAGCUGCAGCUGGAAGGAGAUCUGCUGGAGGUGUCUCUGGACCAGACACUUCCCAUCCACAGAGUCCUGCAAGCUGCUUCACUUCCAUCCAGAGAAUCUUUGCACACACUCAUCCAGAUUGAGCUUGAAGAGCAGAGGCGAACCGGACGUGGUCGACCCAAGGACUCUAAAAGGAAGAGAAAGGGCCACAGAAGCAGUGUUGGGGAGGGGGCAGGAGGGAGGUCACUGGAUGCCUCAGAGUCAAAGAAAACCUGUCCUCUCAGCCACAGCCCCUUCCCUCACUUACCUGUCCAGACCCACCCAGAGACAGAUUUUGUGAUGUAGUCGACGCUGGAGCUCUGUUCAAACGGAUCCGUCGUAGGACUUGGGGACAGAAGGUUCUGUGCCAGAAAACAGUGUCAAGUUAUAGAAAGAUGCAGGACAUCCCCCUCCCCCUGUACCGUUCACCCCUCCUCAUUCCUCAUUUACACAUUCAGACACUAACAGAGCAAUGACUCUUCUUCUACACUCCACUGUCUCACCCCAAACUCAGCCAUAUCUCCCCCCAUUGUAAUUAUUCUUUUCCGUCUCACCCGUCUCUCCGCCUUCCCUGGAACAUUUCCCAUGAACAUGUAAAGACUGUUGAAUCGAUGUGGGACUUACCACCAUAGGAGUCUCUUUGGUCUAGAGUUGUCUCUGAGGUCAGUCAGUAUGCUAAUGUUAUCCAAACUGUAUUAAAUGCUAGUUCAGCUGAAGCCUGUCUGAGCGCAGGCAGUUGCAGUUUCAUUUCACUUAAAAAGUCCCCGUCAUUGAAGUUGGAUAAGCUAUGGUUUAAUUCUGUUUUGGGAAUAAACCCUGAAGCUGAGGUACAGCAGAAGGUUUUGACCCCUGAUCUUAGACAACAGCAUCGUUGUUACACUUGUAUUUUUUAUUUUAUUUUUUUAGUUGUACUGAAUCUUGUGUUUGAUGCUGUUUUGAGAGGACAUGCAUUUUGAAUAAACUGAGAACAUUUUGGGAAGUGUUAAAAGAGGCAUUCAUGUUUUUGGUGCUACUUUCCCAGAAUGGACAUCUGUACCUCUUAGCUUUGUCCUUCCCCUCCCACCCCCCCUCCCCAUGAUGCCUUUUCCUUUUCUUUUUUUAACGCCCAUCCUUUUUAUUUUAUUCCUUUCCAUCUGACCUUUUUUCUCUCCCUCCUUCUCUUUCUCUUUAAAAAUUAAGGUAACUUCACUGUAACUCACUUUGUCACAAUUUAUUAUGUUUCCUGGGUUCAAAUUAUAUUAUUAUUAUUAUUAUUAUUAUUAUUGAUAUUGCAGACACACAGUUGUCGUGAGUUUGUGUAAAAACUAUUCAUUUUAAUGUUGCCUUUGUUUCUUUUCACUCUUGCUAGAAAAUAAAGGUUUAGUAUUGUUUAGGA